This is a messenger RNA of Cinara cedri, 6038 nucleotides long. NCBI's taxonomy places the organism in Eukaryota, Metazoa, Arthropoda, Insecta, Hemiptera, Aphididae. The record is from the annotation of a GenBank genome assembly.
AUGAAGUUCGCCGAACAUCUUCAGGCUCACAUAACACCAGAAUGGCGAAAACAAUAUAUCAACUACGAGGUACACACGCGUCCAAAAUAUUCCCAGACUGUGCGAACCGUAAACGGUUUUGGUAAAAAUUAUAACUCUUAUGGCGUCUGCCCUCUAGGACAUGAAAGAAAUGUUGUACAAAAUCAUCGAAGAAGCGCCAUCGGCCGAGUCGACGGAUCCCGAAAGUUUACAUCGGCUGUUUAUUCAGUUCGAUGAACACUUCUUACAGUACUGCGAAAAGGAAUUGUCCAAAAUCAAUGUGUUUUACAACGGUUUGUACAUCGUAAUAAAACUUGUCGUAUUUUAUUUAUACUACCUAUGGUUUAUAACUAUUACGUUUUCGUAUUUCAGAAAAACUCGCCGAAGCUAUGCGUAAGUUUUCCACAUUAAAGAGUGAACUGGAUUUGCUUUCUUCCACCGCUAUCAAAAUGAAAGAUUAUGGUAAAAAAUCCGAUCCCAACCGAUUGAACUUGCCACAGCGUAAAGUACAAGAGCUCAAAUUAGCAUUCAGCGAGUUUUAUUUGAGUUUAAUACUAUUGCAGAAUUAUCAAAAUUUAAACUACACUGGCUUUAAAAAGAUUCUAAAAAAACACGAUAAGGUUUGUAAAUGUAUAUGCAAUUAAUUUAAUUGCAGUGUCUUAUACAAUUUAUCUAAUUACUUAACAUGUAGGUUAUACCCGUGAAAUAAUAACACUAUCAUUUUAUUAUCUUUGAACAUAACACAUUCUUUUGUAUUUAAAUGAAAAAGAAAUAUUAAAAAUUAUAUUAAUGAAUUGAUAAGUUGUGGUGUCAUUUCCAAUAACUUAACUGUAGUUAUGUUUUAUUGUCUUUUAUUAACAUUAUCAUCGAGUUUUUUUUAAUUAAGUUAAUUUAGCUUGAAAUAAAAGUCAAUUAGUUAUGUUUGUUUAUUUUUAGACUGUAGUCUAUAUUAAUAGCAGCAUUGUUCAAAUGAGUUCUAUUGAAAUUCAAUAAUUUGUUAUUUUAAUGGCCAAUUUGUAUUUGUUCGAAAACGGAUAUGGUACCUAGUUAUUAGAUAUUUGUUAACAUUUUAUUGAGAAUUAUUAUUAAUUAUGCUAUCAGAAAUGUUCUGUGCCGACCACAAUUAUAUUAACAUUUAUUUUUGUUUAGGCAAUAUAACAGAUUUAAAUGCAUUAGAAUAUAUAAGUACAAAUAUUAAACCAUAAAUAAGUAUUAAAUUAGAUUUUUAUAAUCGAAUACAAAGUGUUAUUAUUGUUAUUAUUAUUAUUACUGCUAUUAUUUGAAAGUCAACAAUAUCAUUAUAUAAUCAAUAAAUCAAAACUUGCCAAAAUUGUUAAAUAAAAAAUUAGUGUGAAUCAUAUGACAUAAUUAUAUAAUUGCAUAGGUAAUUUGUUUCUUUAUCUUUUAACCUAAUUGACUAAGUAAUAAAAUUUCCUAUUAAACUACUAUAAUUGAUUCAGGUUUUGCUCAACUUAAUUUUUGACAGAUUAUUAUUAUUAACGAGUAUCCUGGGAUGAUUGAGUUAUAAUAAUUUUAAAUUGGUCAUUAAUUUAGUAUAAGCAGACAACAUAUUUUUAUUCGUUUUCAUAAAACAAAAAACAAAAAAUUGAAUAAUACAAAUUUGAAUGGAACUUUUGAUAAUCAGUAAGUAGGUUUAUUACUUAAAAAUUAUAUUUGUAUACACAUAUAUUUUUUUUUAAACUGUUAUUUUGUAAAAAUAAUUUAAAUUUAUGAAAUACUCAUAAUAAUCAUAUAAAAUUAUCGUGAUUUUUUACCAACACAAAAUAUAUUUCUCCAUAUUUUUGUGCCCAAUUCAUUUAUUUAUUUUUAAUUUAUAAAAUAAUAAAGAAUGGAAGAAUGUUAUAUGUUUGCUAGAACCAAAAAUAAGAUUUAAUACUUAAUGAUUUUUUUCAUUUCAAUUAUAGUAUUAUUUAAACAGUUUGAUUUACGAUUAAUAACUAUAUAGUUUCUACAGACUUUUCUUUUUUAAAUCUUGUAUGUUCAUUAUAAUAUAUUGUAAACAAAAUUAUUUAACCUUUUUUGAUGAAACUAAUAAUUAAUUUGUUAUUAUUUAAUUACUUAGUUUGAUUUUAAUUGUAUGACUGAACAUAACCACCAUAUAAUAAUAACCCUGCAGUUAACCUCUGUCACUUCUCUUGAGAGUUAACAUUUUUUACUUGAGAAGUGAAACAAAUUGUAAUAUUGUAGUAUUGUUUGAUGUUGGAUAGACCGUAUAUAUAUCUAAUUUGGCACUAAAUAUUUAUCAGAAUAUACUUAACAACCGGUUUUUAAUAUUGCUACUUAUCACAUUAACCUGAACAAUAUUAUUAUCGCCUUAUAACAUGUUUAUUUGAGUAUUGAUAAAACUGAAAAUAUAAUUCUAACACUCAAUUGUAAUGAAUACUUAACCUAAACCUUAAUCAAAAAAUAAGUCUAUUACUGUACUGCAAAACAUUUGUAUUGUGUAUUUGUACAAGGGAUCCUAUUAUGACCAAUGCGGUAUGCGGUAUUUUAUAGACGCAUACUAUGCGUGAAUGAGUUGAGUUUUAUUUUUGAAACUAUUACAAUAUUCUUAAUUAAUUUUACAAGUUUCUGUGAAGGCUAAUAGUGAAACAAUAGGUAUUCAUUGAUUUUGACGACUACUGGUAUUCUAAUUUGAUAAAAAAAUAUUUUAACGCAUUAUGCAUUGUUUGUUUAAAUGUUAAUUGCAACAAUUAUUGAAAUCAACAAUUUCUUUGAACAAAUAUAAGAAUUUCAUUUUUCAUAGAUUAUUUUCCUUUAAAAUUGCCUUUAUUCUUCGACAAUAUAUUUAUUCUGUGGCAUAGAUCUUUAUUUAAAUACUCAAAUAAUUAAGAUGUAUUGUUGAAUAAAAAAACCUUAAAUAUGACACUAUAAUAUAACUUCAAUAUAACUUUCGUUAAAUAUUUCUGAUAUUUAUUAUAUUAUAAUUAUAUGUAAUAUUUAAAAUUAAAACUAAAAAACCAUCAAUAUUGUUUAAUCAAACAUUAAUACAUUAAAACUAUAAUCUAGUGUUGGGACACAUGUUUGGAUUUUUUAAAUAUUCGGAUAACCUUAUUGUUAUAUCCAGGUAAUUUAUUUCUGCCAAAUCCGAAUAUUUUUGAUUAUCCGUAAUAUUCGAAUACUUAUUUUAUUCGGAUUUGUAUACUUUCAAAGUUUUUCAAGUACUUAUGUACUUUUAUUUUAAUAAACUUAUUUAUAACCCAAAUAUUCUUGAUUAAAUUUUAUGAAUAUUCGAUUAAUAUAAAUAUCUGAAUAUUAGAUACUUAUGUAUAUUACGUCUGAUAUCUGAAUAAAUCCGAAUAGGAUAACAAAGUAUUCAUUUCACAAUUUUUUCCGUUAGUAAUUGUAUUUCAAAUACAAAUGUAAUAUAUUUCUGUUUUAGCUGCUGAACAAAGAAAGUGGUGCAAAGUGGCGUCAAGAACAUGUAGAAGUUUCUCAUUUUUAUAUCAAUAAAGACAUAUUGCGGUUAAUAAAUGAGACAGAACAUACAGUUACUCAUAAUUUAGAAUAUGGUGAUCGCCAAAAAGCCAUGAAAAGGCUACGAGUUCCACCUUUAGGUGAAACACAAAGUCCAUGGACCACUUUCAAAGUAGGAUUGUACUUAGGAUGCCUUAUUGUUUUGCUUGUUGCAAUUUUUAUUUCUGGUAAUUUUCCCUUUUAAAAUUAUGGUUGUGUAUAUAAAUUAUUUUUUAAAACUGUUUAUUUUAUUAUUUUAGCUACUUUUGAAAAAAAUACUAACAUAAGACAAGCAUUCCGUUUAUAUCGUGGACCAUUCCUAAUAAUUGAGUUCCUUUUUCUAAUUGGCAUUAAUGUUUAUGGAUGGCGAUCUUCUGGUGUUAAUCAUGUGUUAAUAUUUGAGCUUGAUCCUAGAAAACAUGUUACUGAACAGCAUAUGUUUGAAAUUGCUGGGAUUUUAGGGGUUGUCUGUGCUCUUAGUAUUCUAGGUUAUUUAUACUCUGAUGCACUGAGUAUACCAGCGUAUAUAAAUCCAUUGUCUCUUAUAAUUUUGUUUUCGUUACUUAUGAUCAAUCCUUUCAAAAUAUUUUACUUUGAAGCAAGAUUUUGGUUGUUACGCAUAAUGGUAAAUUAUUUUAUUUUUUAUCUAACAUAGAAAGAAUUUUAUUAUUAUUUCAAUUGAUUGCAAUAAUUUCAAAUUAUAUAGUACCUAAAACAAAUGUCACUGACUUUAUUUUAGUGGCGUAUGGCAUGUGCUCCAUUUUACUAUGUUGGUUUUGCUGACUUUUGGCUUGCAGAUCAAUUGAAUAGUUUAGUUACAGUUUUACUGGAUGCUCACUAUUUAGUUUGUUUUUACAUUUAUAAUAAUAAUUGGUAUCAUACUUCAGGUAAAUUAAUAUUGUUUAGUCCAUUGUUUAGUCGUAUAAUAUGUUAAUUAAGUACUACGAUCAUUUCAGAUGUUAAAUUUAAUAUUGAAGAAUAUUUUGUUUCGAAAAUGAUAGUCAACUGUUUUCCUGCUUGGAUUCGUUUUGGUCAAUGUAUUAGACGUUACAGGGAUACUGGAGAAUCAUUUCCGCAUUUAGCUAAUGCUGGAAAAUAUUCAACAACCUUUUUUGUUGUAUUUGCUAAAGCAUUACUGAAAAGAACAAAAGGUAAUCUAUAUUUAUUUUAAAGUUUUAUCAUAGAUAUUUUAUUUUUUAUAUAACUCAAGUUUUUUGUUUCUAUUCAGAUCAAUAUGUAGAUAAUUAUGACAAUCCAUUUUUUUACUUUUGGAUUACUUGUUGUGUGAUAAGUUCAAUUUAUACUUAUACAUGGGAUGUAAAAAUGGACUGGGGUUUAUUUAAUAAAAAUUCCGGAGACUAUACAUUCUUACGAGAAGAAAUUGUAUACGAUAAUACAGUGAGUUUUUAUUUAUAAUUUAAUAUUUUGUAGAUGAUUUGUAAUAUUUAAAUUUAGUUAUGAGAAUAGUUUUAAUUUAUCGAAUAGAAAUAUUAAUAUUAAUCAUUUAUUGUAGCAUAACUAGUUUAUUAUCAAGUGUUAUUUUAGAAAUAAUACAACUAAACAAUUGUGUAAUAAUGCAAUAUUAAUGUGAAUAAAUAAAAAUAAUAAUAAUAUAAUAAAUUUAAAAAAAUUUUGAAGGAUUUUGAACACAAAUUUGAAUUUAUUGAAUAUUACAUACAAUAAACAUAUUUUUGCUUCAAAUUUGGCUUUUUGACUCUCAUAUUAACAUCUUUAAUUUCAUAUCGUAUAAAUAUUUUACAACUAAUAAUUACAGACGUGUUUUUUUUAUGAAAUUAUUUAUGUCUUGUGAGUAUCUAAAAUGAAAAACAAUUGUGGUUCAUUAAUACUUAAUUUUAAUUUGUAUAAAAAAAACUAAUAUUUACUAAAUUAUUAAAAAUAAUUUUGAUGCACAAAAUUGUAUUUUAUUAUAGAAAACUAUGUAUCUUACACAUAAAUUUAAAUUAAUCAACUGCAAAUUAGUUAAAUGAAUCAAACUACACAAUUGUUCAGCCCAAAUGAAAGAAGGAACAAAUGUACAUACAUGUUUUAUCUUUUUAGGGUUAUUAUUAUUUUGCAAUUGUUGAAGAUUUAGUGAUAAGAUUCUUAUGGUUUCCACAGCAUUUACUUGUAAGUAAUGGUAUUUUAGGGAAUGAAAUGGCCGUUUCUUUAAUAUCGCCACUUGAAGUAUUUAGGUAAGUCCUUAACACUUGCAUAAUAUUAUAUAAAUUCAGUUAUAACUAAUCGAUUUAUUUUUCUUUUUAUUCAUUCUUAUUUACAGAAGAUUUGUUUGGAACUUUUUCCGAUUAGAAAAUGAACAUCUUAACAAUUGUGGUAAGUUCCGAGCAGUACGUGAUAUAUCAAUAGCACCGAUCGAUUUCUCCGAUUCCGCUCAAAUUGUGCGUAUGAUGGAUGAAGAAUUAGGUGUGAGCAACAGACGGAAGCGUAAAAUUACACAAACAAAAAAGCUCACCAAAGAUGAUAAAUUACAGUUAGUUAGUGAACAACAACAAGAACAAUCAUAUUCUUUGGAUUUAACCGAAUAA